AUGCCUAAAGCUACGACCCCAGUUUCCGCAGCGCGCCAGGCGCGGCGGCAUAAUCCUCUUGAACAGGAUCUCACAGCAACCGGACCGUUGAAGAACAGACCUGAGAAGCGCAAGUCGAGACAUCAAGAGGAAGGGGAUCAAUUUGUCGACUCAAAAGCGUCGCGAAAGAUUCUAAGGAUCGGACAAGAACUCGCGGAUGAGGCGGCCCAAGAGAGUGGGGUACAGAAACCCAAUGCGGCGUUUGAUUUUGAUUCGAGGUUCGAAGACGAAGAAGAGGAAACUUAUGAGGACGCCGAAGCAUGGGGAGACGAUGACGAGGAAGUGGAGGAGAUAGAGCUUGCGCCAGAUGAUCUAGCGACUUUCAGCAAAUUCUUCCCGACACAAGAAGAUCCGCUGUUAAGACAAGGAUGGGGUGGGGAAGCAGAGGAUGAGGAGGAAGGGCCAGGGACAAAUUUGGCAGAUUUAAUAUUGGAGAAAAUUGCUGCACAUGAGGCAGCGCAAACUGGACAAGGUGGGGCACGGAAUGUGCCUGGACCAGUGGAUGAAGACUUCGAGAUCCCUGGAAAGGUUGUCGAAGUCUAUUCUAAAACUGGUCUAAUAUUAUCACGAUACAAAUCCGGGAAGCUGCCGAAACCCUUCAAGAUCCUCCCAACUGUCCCUCACUGGGAAGACAUUCUCCAAAUAACGCAGCCAGAUAAGUGGACGACAAACGCUUGUUAUGAAGCGACCAAGAUAUUUGUAGCAGGCACCCCCUCCACGGCACAACGAUUCAUGGAGAUGGUGAUCCUUGAUCGGGUGCGGGAAGAGAUUCACGAGACAAAAAAGCUCAACGUCCAUCUUUUCAACGCGUUGAAGAAAGGGCUAUACAAACCCGCCGCAUGGUUCAAAGGAUUUCUGUUCCCAUUGGUCGGAAGCGGAACCUGCACCUUGCGAGAGGCGCAUAUUAUAUCGGCGGUCUUGGUUCGGGUCUCUAUACCGGUGCUGCAUUCAGCAGCCGCCAUCAAAGGCCUUUGCGACAUUGCAGCCCAGGAGUCAUCUGCUGGGACAGAAGGAGGUGGAGCGACAAAUAUUUUCAUAAAGGCGCUAUUGGAGAAGCGGUAUGCGCUGCCAUUUCAAGUUAUCGAUGCCCUAGUAUUUCAUUUCUUGCGGUUUCGAAGCGUCGAUCCUGCCAGUGUUCGGCCGGAGGAUGUGGGGGGAGCAAUGGAAGGGCUUUCCGGGGCUGCAUUAAGAGAUGUUAAGUUGCCGGUCAUUUGGCAUCAGUGCUUGUUAGCAUUUGCGCAGAGGUACCGGAACGAAAUCACGGAAGAUCAGCGGGAAGCACUGCUAGAUCUGCUGUUGACAAAAGGGCAUUCAUCCAUUGGCCCCGAGGUUAGAAGAGAAUUACUAGAAGGAAGAGGGCGAGGAGUAGCGGUAGAGCCAGAGGCGCCAAAGUAUGGCGAUGAUACGAUGUUGGUAGAUUAG
Venustampulla echinocandica is the source of this 1461-nucleotide messenger RNA. RefSeq lists its product as uncharacterized. The transcript has 2 exons. Lineage: Eukaryota; Fungi; Ascomycota; Leotiomycetes; Helotiales; Pleuroascaceae. Gene Ontology annotation, molecular function: snoRNA binding. Gene Ontology annotation, cellular component: preribosome, small subunit precursor; cytoplasm; nucleolus. Bases 1 to 1461 code for a protein of 486 amino acids. The record is from RefSeq and is a predicted model, not a curated record. Gene Ontology annotation, biological process: rRNA processing.